UUAGCUCAUUCCCUCCAAAUCGAAGGGGAGGGGGGAACUGCACUAGAUCAUCGCUAGAUCGAUUGGCAACUGAGCUUCCAACUAUCUCCAGUUCUCCUCUCCUUCAAACCCUCUUAAGUUUUUUCAAUGGCGAAGUUGUGCUGAAGUUGUAAAUCUCUAUAUCCCAAGAUUCGCAGAUACUUUGUGAGGGACGAUGAAUUUUCUUUUACGACCUGCUCAACCAUCGGUUCCUGACCAACUAUCCGUUCAAGAACCCUCCACGCCUACACAUUCUCUUUUAAAGCCUGUAGCAACUUUGGAGGGUCUUAUUGCUGAAGAUCCGUAUUCACCGACCCCCUCAAAUGUUAAUGGUGAUGCAGAAAGUGAUGGAAUUUCUGGUGUAAGUGGUGGCCUUUCCAGUCAAAGUACGAAGCACCAGUUUCCUAUCGUUGAGAAUCACUCGGAUGUUACUGAAGACGAAGGAUGGAUAAUUAUACCAUACAAGGAACUUCCUGAUAACUGGACCAAUGCGCCAGAUAUUCAUUCUCUUCGCUCUUUGAACCGUUCCUUUGUUUUUCCUGGUGAACAGGUUCAUAUAUUAGCAUGCUUAUCAACAGCUAAACAGGAUACAGAACUUAUAACACCAUUCAGGGUUGCUGCAGUAAUGAGUAAAAAUGGCAUCACUCAUAGCACUAAGCGGCAGAAGGAAAGUAUGGGAAUUGAAUCAAAUUCAGUUGCUGGAGAAGGGGAAGAAGAGAGUCCAAAUCGAAAUGUGGAGCAGAAUGGUGCAAACCUAUUAACUACUGAGAGGACUGAUCCACGAGGGGAUAUUUCUGCUAGUGAAUCUCUUCUUCGAAUUGAAGACCACAAAAAACGAACUGAAACAUUGUUAACAAAAUUUAAGAACUCCCAUUUUUUUGUGAGGAUUGCAGAGUCAGAUGAACCGCUUUGGUCAAAAAGAAGUGUACCAGAAUCUUCUGAGACGGUAGGAGGGAAGUUAACUACAACUGAUGCAGGAGCGAGAAAGGCUUCAAAAAAAGAUACUCAUGUGAAUGCAGUUAUCGAUAGAGGAAAUUUUGAUGCUAGUGUGUCUGGUGGGUUGGCUAGAGAUACUGUUAGAUGCUGCUCUCUUUCUAGUGGAGACAUAGUGGUGCUUUUAGGAGUCCAGGUUGGAGUUGAUCUUUUGAAACAUCCCACACUUGAGGUUCUUCAAUUUGAGAAACAUCAGGAUAAAAAUGUAGCUUCUGAUAAGGGGGACAACUUAAUUAACACAAAUCAAGAGGAUCCAUGUGGGGAGCUGCUAAAAUGGUUGCUUCCUUUGGAUCAUAGUCUUCCUCCUCCAGCUCGUCCAUUAUCCCCUCCUUUGAGUAAUACUUCUGGAUUUGGUAGCACAUCUCAUAAAUCCACAGUUUCUGCUUCAUCUGGCUCCCAGAUAUUUUCUUUCAGUCACUUUAGAAGUUAUUCUAUGUCAUCGCUUCCUCCAAGUAAUGCUACACUACCCUCUUCAGUUACAGCCUCCGUUCCCAAACCCACCUUUGACCAAGAAGACUGGGACCGUUUUUCUCCCCAGAAUUUUAAGAAGAGUCAAGAAGCUGGGACUGAAGGACUUUUAUCUUUUCGUGGUGUACCAUUGGAACCAGAAAGAUUUUCUGUUCAUUGUGGAUUAGAGGGCAUCUACAUGCCAGGCAGGAGGUGGAGAAGAAAACUUGAAAUCAUUCAACCAUUAGAAAUCCAUUCUUUUGCCGCUGACUGCAAUACAGAGGACCUCCUUUGUGUUCAGAUAAAGAAUGUUUCUCCAGCACAUACACCAGAUAUUGUGAUAUUUCUAGAUGCUAUAUCAAUUGUUUUUGAGGAGGUUCCAAAAGGUGGAACACUUAUGUCCUUACCAAUUGCUUGCAUUGAGGCUGGAAUUGAUCACAGUUUGCCAAAUCUUGCCCUCAGGAGAGGGGAAGAACACUCAUUUAUUCUAAAACCAAAACUUAUGUGGAAGAAUCAUAAAGUUCAUGGUGAAAAAAUUCCACAGUCGUCACAUAUACAAGCUGGAAGUUCAGCACCCAAUCUGCAUCUGCCCCCCAAGGUUGUUGAAGGAAGAAGGAUUUAUUCAAGUGCUGAUCAGUAUGCAGUUUUGGUAUCUUGUCGGUGCAACUACACUGAAUCAAAGCUAUUUUUCAAGCAGCCCACCAGUUGGCGGCCCCGUCUGACAAGGGAUCUCAUUAUCUCUGUUGCUUCUGAAAUGUCAGAAAAAAGAUGUGGACUUAAUGGAGGGGUUGAUCAGCUUCUGGUUCAGGUGUUAACUCUUCAGGCUUCAAAUUUAACAUCAGAAGAUCUAACAUUGACAGUUCUUGCCCCAGCAUCAUAUACUUCUCCUCCUACUGUGGUCUCCUUGAAUUCUUCGCCCUCAAUUCCUACGAGUCCAUUUGUUGUUUUUUCGGAGGUUGGAGGAAGAGUUGGGGGUGAAAGCCGUAGUAGUGGUGUCCAGAGGCUGGCCUCAAUUCCUGUUGUAUCAGAGAAUAAUAAAGAGAGUGCUGGUACUGGUACAAGAUCUGUUUCUUUUAAUGAGCAGAGCAUAUCUGAUGUCAUUCCGAGUACAGUGUUGGGUUGUACACAUUUAUGGUUGCAGAGCAGGGUUCCUUUAGGACGUGUUCCUUCUCAAUCCACUGCUACUGUCAAACUUGAGUUGCUCCCAUUGACGGAUGGGAUAAUUGCACUUGAUACUCUCCAGAUUGAUGUUAAAGAGAAAGCAGGUCUGACUUACAUACCAGAGCAAUCUCUAAAGAUAAAUGCGACUUCCAGCAUUGCAACAGGGAUUUUAUAGGAUAUUUGAACCACAUUAGCAUCUUUUCAAGUUACUAAUGACUCAAACGUGACAAGGAACCCACACCACAGUCCCUAUUCAUCAGGUUAUCAGAGGUUGAGCAACUUGCUUGUGUGUUCUGUCAGCAUUUGUAGGCAGCGCUAGGGUAUGUGACUAUUGUUCUUUUCAUGGGGAGUGUGUUCAGAAUUGGAGUAUUAUAUUUCUUCUGAAAAUAGGACCUGAGCUUCAUUAAACGGUUGAUGGUUCUCAUUGUGAGUUGUUCCAUGCUUUUCUUAUUUUAAGCCAUUGUCUUUGGCGGUUUUCUAAAAUUACCCUGCACAGGGAAGAGAGAGAUCAGAAUGUACGAUGUUUUGUAGAAGAACAGAAUUGUGUGUAUGUAAUGCUCAUUUGUCAAUUUUUUUUGAAUUUUAUUUUUUAAUAUAUAUAUUUUUUCCAAAUAGAAGCUGUGUUUUUUUUGUAGGUGCUCUUUGGUUUUGAGUUUGAUAUGGUGGACAGAUUUCUUAAAUGAGUUAUUAUUGAUAUGC
Messenger RNA from Telopea speciosissima, 3318 nucleotides. RefSeq lists its product as uncharacterized. The coding region runs from base 194 to 2794 and encodes 866 amino acids. The record is from RefSeq and is a predicted model, not a curated record. NCBI's taxonomy places the organism in Eukaryota, Viridiplantae, Streptophyta, Magnoliopsida, Proteales, Proteaceae. The transcript is spliced from 11 exons.